CGGGUCGCGGGCGGAUAGGCGGCCGGCUAGAGAGCUUCGCCGGCGUGGCCUUCCCGGCUCUCCCGGCUCUCGGCCCAGCUCCGCCAUGGCGCCCAAAGGCGGCUCGAAGCAGCAGUCGGAGGAGGACCUGCUCCUGCAGGAUUUCAGCCGCAACCUGUCGGCCAAGUCGUCGGCGCUGUUCUUCGGGAACGCAUUCAUCGUGUCUGCCAUCCCCAUCUGGUUAUAUUGGCGAAUAUGGCAUAUGGAUCUUCUUCAAUCGGCUGUUCUCUAUAGUGUGAUGACCUUAGUAAGCACUUACUUGGUAGCCUUUGCUUACAAGAAUGUGAAGUUUGUCCUCAAACACAAAGUAGCACAGAAGAGGGAGGAUGCUGUUUCCAAAGAAGUGACUCGGAAACUUUCCGAAGCUGAUAAUAGAAAGAUGUCUCGGAAGGAGAAAGACGAAAGAAUCUUGUGGAAGAAGAAUGAAGUUGCUGAUUAUGAAGCCACAACAUUUUCCAUCUUCUAUAACAACACUCUGUUCCUGGUCUUGGUCAUUGUUGCUUCCUUCUUUAUACUGAAGAACUUCAACCCCACAGUGAAUUACAUUUUAUCCAUAAGUGCUUCCUCUGGACUCAUCGCCCUCCUGUCUACUGGCUCCAAGUAGAUGGCAUCAGCUUAGCCCCUGGGCUUUGCAUCUAUGGGUGGCCUUUGGUGUAUGGAAAAGUAGCAGGGUGGCCAGGGAGGGAGACACACAAGAUGUUUUUAUAGUCUGGAGUUUGAGGGUUUAAAAAACAUAAUAGAAUGUAACUCAGUGUUCGUUUAUUGGUUCUUUUUGACAUAUUGUUGAAAUUAAAUGGAUUGAAAGGGAAACUCAGAGUACCAGGACAUUUAUUAAAAGGCAAGAAGUCUUGCAAUGUGCUAGAAUCACAAGGGGAGAAAAUAACUUGUUUCCUACAUCUGUCAGAGGUCACAGUAACCUGGACUGAGCUGUCAUUAUUUAUAAUAGGAGGAAGAAGUUAAUAACUGGUGUGCUGUGUUCCAAGCACAAUAUUACAACUUUUUUGAACCAUGAAUCCUCUUCCCAGGGGAUUAAACAGAAGCCUCAUGGUUUUUUCUUUUUUUUUUCUCACAAGUCUCUGAAUUUGCAAUUUACAAUAACUCAAAAUUAAAAACAUGUCCUCUCCAACUUGGGGGAGAGAAACUUGUGGACAUUUUUUUUUUUUAAAGAAAGGCAGCCAAGGUAGUAACCUAAAAAUAGUACCCAGGCCUAUGAGAGUUGGCCUGCAGAGUUAAGGCACACACUGUUCAGUUGUAUGGCUUUGGCCUUGGGCAGUCAGGGAGGUCAGCUUGACCCUGCCAUGUUGAUUUUAUGUGUGAAGUCAUUGAAAUAACUGUUUUUCUUGACCAGGAUCUCAACACUAGGGCAGCAUAUUAAGAGAACCCCUUUCCUGAAUAUUGUCAUGUAAAAGACCAAAUAAUUUUUGUGAAUUUAGCUCUGGAAUUCAAAGAACUCUGUAAGGAAUGACUGUGGUUUAAAACGCUUGUCAGCAUUUUUCUAUUAGGACGCUAAUAAAAUUUGGCCCUUGAGCCCAAGGUUCCUAUUGAUUGUAAACAAAAUACUGAUCCCUUUAGUCUUUUAAGGGGUCCAGCCGAGAGCAGUCUCAUGUUCCCACACCCCUCAAUAUGUGCCAAAACUUCAAAAAGUUUAGGAACCUUCUUUACACUUAGAAAAAUAUUUAAUUUCAUAUUCCUAUUAGCUUUUGACCACAUCCAGUAAUUUCUUAUGAGUAGUACUUCAAAGGAAAAUAUUUCUAAUACUUAGUUUCCACUGAUAAAUUUAAGAUGAAUAUUAAAGAAGUGUUCACCAGGAGUUGAGCUGUUUCUCUGCUGUUGGAUGUUUUGGUAUUUUGUAUUUCAGAACUUGGAAGGAAGUUAGGAUGAACACAUGCGCACAGUGACCUGGUUCAUCAUUGUCCAUGUUCAGAAUUGUAUUUUUAAUCAUUGCCUCUAUAAGUUUCCUUUCUUUGGUGCAUUAUUGUUUGAGUGCCAUUACCAAAUAAUAGGAAACACAUGUGAGGUCAGGUGGUAUUUUGUUUUUUUUUGGUAAAAACGAGUCAGUAGUUUGGUGGUAUAGAUUUUGUGUACCAAUGUAUUUACUUCAUGAACUAGUAGACCAGUAUCUACUAUUUGUUACCAAAGCUGGGCUACUUUUUACUUAAGUGGUGGCUGAAAAUUUGCCACUAGAUGGCAGUGCCUGUGUAGACUGGGGAAAGUUAGCACUGGUCCUGGCACUGCAUGGCAGAGCUCAGAAGGGGUGGUGAGAAAUUGACUGGGAAAUGAACAUGCAGUUGUUUUUCUGUCUUGAAUGUCUCCUGUCUUUGUUUUUAAUCUUCUGAACGUUCUCUAACUUUCUGUACUGCCAGAUAAAUUUCUAUGCAUAGGAUCACAGUUCAUCAGUUUCCAUUAAGGAUUUAAGGUAUCAGUACUUAGGAAAUGCAGACCCUUUUCUCCAUCAUUGAAGGUGGCAAUUAGAAUUAUUAUCCCUGACUAAGACUUAGACAGUAGAAAUCUUUGGUAGGUUUUUUCUUAAAAAGACACCAUAUGUAACAUUAGUAAGAGAAGAGAUUCAAAGUGAUUACAUUUCUUUUUUUCAUACUUAUGAUAGGUAGAAACUUAGUUUAAACAUUUUCAUUUCUUAGUUUGUUCAUAUACAACUUAAUAGUAAUCUUGGAUUCAAAUUUACAACUUGUCCUAUUUGGUAUAUUAUUGUAACUUGGAAAGGAUAACUUGAAACAAGAUUUCAAGUUAAUUGAAAUAAUUGAAGUUGAAUUUAUACUCAAAAUUCUUAUGAAAGUCUUGCUUAACAGUAUGAUUAAAUUUUAUUUUUAAAAAUUG
Messenger RNA from Nannospalax galili (Upper Galilee mountains blind mole rat), 2874 nucleotides. It is a transcript of the gene Ssr3, whose product is annotated as signal sequence receptor subunit 3. Bases 86 to 643 code for a protein of 185 amino acids. NCBI's taxonomy places the organism in Eukaryota, Metazoa, Chordata, Mammalia, Rodentia, Spalacidae. The record is from RefSeq and is a predicted model, not a curated record. Gene Ontology annotation, cellular component: membrane; endoplasmic reticulum. Gene Ontology annotation, biological process: SRP-dependent cotranslational protein targeting to membrane. The transcript has 5 exons.